AUGAAUUCAGAUUCAGAUGAAAGCUCCUAUGAGGACGACUCGCCACCCAACUUUGCCUUUUCACCCGACUUCAGUGUCCGUGCCUCACCAAUCGUCAAUGGUGGUGGUGGGCGUGGGAAGCGAAAAGUAGGCCUCCCGUCGCGAUACCACCAGGUUCUGUCGGCACGGGGAUCAGGUGGAGGGGGCUGUUUGGACGCUGCUGGGGAGAUAUAUUCGGAGCACCCGCGAAAGAGGAGAAAGGGGCCGCAAACCAACACCCCCGACAACUCGACGUCGACGUCGUCGUCGUCCGAUCGCUCGUUUGCGUGCCCGUACUACAAGAACGAUCCGGUAAAACACUCGAGUUGUGCCGAGUGGAAUAAGAAGGAUAUCCACAGGGUCAAGGAGCACAUCAAGAGAUCGCAUCUGAAGCCUAUCCAAUGCCCGCGAUGCAGCGUCUACCGCGCCGGCGAUAACGGACAAAUCAACAUCCAUCUACGGGACGGGGAAUGCCAGAAAGCAAAGACCGUCUCCCUGGUGGAGAGCGACGUCCUGAAGAAGGCAAAAGCACUCGAGCGGAGGAACUUGAACUGGCAGCACAUCUACCAGAUACUGUUUGGCUGUGCCGAGAGCGAUAUACCAUCUCCCAUUUGGCAGAGCCACAUCACACCACCGACACCUCCAACAAUAAAGCUUGAGUCAUCACCACUGCUGGGUGCCUACUGCACCGACAUGUUUGAGGCUCACUUGAAUGAAGAAUUGAACGACUUUAUAGAAUACUUCCAGGAGCAGGUCCCCAGACUUGUGCGGGAGUUAUUUCGUGAGUACCAGGCCUUGAAGUUCAAAGCCGAGUGUCCCUUGUCUGGCGGGGGUACCGGCUCUGUGUGCAACCAAUCGAGCGCCCCUCCUUAUCCCGGCGCUUCCGCAACACAUCACAACAACAACAUAAACAUCAACACUACAGACUAUGAGCAGGGUCCCCGCAAACCAAAGACAGUAGCAAAAAACAGCCCCAAGGAGCAAAGAAGGACCGAAGAGGCCGCCCGGAAGCCGACCGAGAAUGUCGUCCGGAAAAAGCAAAAUGCCUGCCCGGAUGUGGCAUCAUCACCAAAACAACGCCCGGAUGCUAGGAAGAUUGCAACCGACGAAAAACAAACGCAGCGGGGGGACCUACUGAGCAAGGCCGACGAAGCUGGCCAGAAGAGACACACGCCUGUCUCGCCUCUUACUCCUUCAACCCACCAGCAGCAGCAGCAGCAGCCUAACAUUACCAACCCCACUACCCCGCAGGAGAAGGUGUUUGCCAAUAGAAACGAGGCUCCCAGAAUGCACGAUAUUCCAUCCCCGUACAUACAACUCCAGCACAAUACCCUGAACCAGAGCUUUGCAUCAUUACACGACGGCACCAGUAGAGGCAUUAUUCCAGAUCACGCUGCCAGAAUACUUCACGAACCUCGGGUCACAGACGACAACAGCUCACCUGUAGUCGGGUUCGGGGACCUUGCGCUGAACAAUGCCAGAGACGAUGCGAGCGGCGAGGUAGAAGAGGUUGGGAGCUGUGAUCCGGCGAUGCUGUGGGUGCUGGAUGCUUACGAUUGGAGGUUUUGA
This is a messenger RNA of Morchella sextelata, 1587 nucleotides long. RefSeq lists its product as uncharacterized. Lineage: Eukaryota; Fungi; Ascomycota; Pezizomycetes; Pezizales; Morchellaceae. The transcript has 3 exons. The coding region runs from base 1 to 1587 and encodes 528 amino acids. The record is from RefSeq and is a predicted model, not a curated record.